AUGGUGCUGUGGCGGCCGCUUCUGCGAUGGCGCCGCCGCCUGCCACCAACUGCCAUUGUGGUGGCGGUGUUCGUGCUGAUGCUACUCGCGCUGCGCAGCCGCAACAACGGCCUUGAUGCUCGUCGCUCACAGCAGAACUCCGCCGGCCUACCCGAGGGCGUCAAAGCAUGCAUACACACCAUCCUCGCUCACGGCGCGCCCAACGUGAGCGCUCUCAUCCCAGCCACAGCACCAACCUCUCGAAGCAGCAGCAGUGCGCUGUACGCUGCCCUUCGCGAUGGUGCACUUGCUGGCGCCCACGCAGUGAAUAACACUCGGAGCACAGCGCACGCUCAUCACUCGCACCAACAAGCCCUGGCCUACUGCAUCAGCGACGAUUACCUCAAGACGGCAGGACGGGUAUCGUGGGUCGACCCUUCGCUGUGGACAGCUGUGAUGCAGGCUGCGCGUGAGGCGCACCGACCGCAGCUGCCGCUGUCCCUCUCCGCUGUUGGAGACAAGCCAGCGCGCAACAUCGUGCACACUGCUCCAGGGACAGACGUGCCCACUGGUGGGGCGUGGUGGGCGCAGCUGCAGCACAUGGCGGCGGCACAACUGAAGAUGCACACGCACUUGCACACGCAGUGGCGAGCCCAGGCACAGCCUCAUGACGAGCCAGCCACUGACGUGAAGGUGCUGGUGGUUCCGGGCGGUCUGCCCAUCACUGACGCGUUCAUCAGCGCUCACGUGUCUGGGCUGCUGCUGCCCAUGGAUGACGUGCUGCCAACCCAUCCACACCUCGGCGUACACAACACCAUCUGCCACGCAUCCCCGGCCCUUAAUCGCGCCGUCAUCUUUGCGUCCCGCUCCCUCUCGCUGACCAACGUGGCCGACACGUGGCUGAUGCACCUUGGCGAACACGUGCGUGUUGGUGGACUGCUUGUGCUGCAUGACGCGUACAUCGCAGGCGGUGACCCUUCGCCUUGCAUCAGGGCAGACGCACUGUAUGCCUCCGAUGGCGACACAACGGCGGUGCGCGCCGACGAACGAACGUUCCUGCGUUUCAUCAUGGCCAAGUUUGAUGUUGAGUGGUACAGGGACGUGCGCGUGUCCCUCCACCCUUCCCUCACAUGUGAGAAGCGGGAGGUGUUUGCGCUGCUGCGGCGCCGUGCGUCGCUGAAACACGGGCUGCCGGCACCGGCCAGACUCGACCUGACUGUGACGUCGCUCAGCGCCAUCCACCACACACUGCACACGCGCUCCACAGACGCCAGCGGCGGUACUGGUGGUGAUGCUGCUGGUGAUGGCGGUGAUGGUGGUGAUGGUGGUGUGGAGAGUGCGGUGGAGGGAGGGGCGGGUGAGGACCAGCGACACGAGGCACGAUGGCUGAGGCAGCUGGUGGCGACGGCUGCCAGCGACAGUGGUGACGAUGGCGGCCACAGCCGUGUCGAUGACACGCAAGAACAUGAUGUUGGCCACACACAUGAACAACAACAACAACAACAACAACAACAACAACAACAACAACAACAACAACAACAACAACAACAACAACGACGACGACGACGACAACAACAAAAAACCCACCAGCAGCAGCAGCGUCGGUGGGCUGGCAACGGGCUGUUGUACGACAGCAUGUCGCAUCUGGAGGCAUUUGAUGCCGUGGAGCGGCUCCUUGAAGGGGGCGUGCCCGAUGGAUGCGACCCAACCAGCGACAUUUGCAACAUCUUCUUUGUCUGGACGUCGCAUCGCGAUACGUGGUCCUUCCUGAACAGACUGGCGGUGGAAUCCGCCCUGCGCGUCUUCCCGCGUGCGCGCGUGAUUAUCGUGUCAAACACGCUUCCCGUCACCUUCUUCAACAGCCUGCAGGCAUCGCACCGCGUGUAUGUGUGGCGCAUCGUGCCCACCCGCCUCGUGCGCGCCGGCGUUGCUGGCGGCAGGUGGCUGCGCGCUGCCCUGCGUGAGCAAGGCCCACACCUCCCCACGCAUCAGAGCGACUUCCUGCGGUACGUUGUGCUGUACAAGUACGGCGGUCUGUUCAGCGACACGGACCUGGUGUGGCUGGACGCGUCCCCGCUCGCCCACGCCAUUGGCCGCAACUUCCUGGGCAAGAUUGACAGCCGGCCCAUCUUGCCGCGCUGCCCCUGGUGCGUCGACAGCACGUGGUACCUUGCCAACGGCGUGCUGCGCUUCCAGGCGCGCCACCAAAUGCUUGCAAGCAUCCUUGGACAGAUUGACACGCUGGCGUAUGAUCGCAGUGACCGGCUGGCCAUUGGACCGCACCUCGUCACCAAGACGUUCAACGCCAUGCAGGACCCAAGCGUCAUCUUGAUUGACGAGCACGUGUUGUUUCCCCUGCCCGGACCCGCAGUCCUGCACUACAUGAUGCACAUCCCGCCACGCGCGCGCAUGCAACACAUGCUGUCGUCUGCUGCCGUCCACGUGUUUGAGGCCACGUACAAGCACGCGCCCUAUUUGCCCACGAGUGCUAUGCAGCAGCUGCUGGUGCUCACGCCAUGGGUGCAGCCUGACCCCGUCUGCGAAUGCGUCUGGCAGCAUCAGCGGGAUGGCGGUGACGGUGCUGGUGGUGGUGGAAGUGACCGUGAGAACGCCGCGAGCGUGAUCAGCGACCAAGGCAACAACAGCAACAACACUGCCAGCAGCAGCGGCAGCAGGGGGCAUGCGGGCGGUGGGAUGAUGGGGGCGCUGUGUCUGCCCGUUAGCGCGUCGUCGCGAUUUCGCCACGGGUCACGUGAUCGCCUCUUGCGUCUGUGCAUCAAAACGCUGUACCAGCAGGCAAACAAGCGGAUCGUAAUUCCGCUCUAUCGUGACAUGGCACACCCGGAGGUUCUCGAACUGUCCCAGCUGUGGUAUGUGCACGGCGGCGGCUACUGCAACGACCACGUGUCUGUGACGGUCGUGCUGUCCUCGGGUGUCGUCACUGGUGAUGCGCAGCAUAGUAAACAACAACAACAACAACAACAACAACAACAACAACAACAACAACAACAACAACAACAACAACAACAACAACAACAACAGCAGCAGCAGCAGCAGCAGCAGCAGCAGCAGCAGCAGCAGCAGCAGCAGUAG
This is a messenger RNA of Salpingoeca rosetta, 3072 nucleotides long. RefSeq lists its product as uncharacterized. The record is from RefSeq and is a predicted model, not a curated record. The coding region runs from base 1 to 3072 and encodes 1023 amino acids. The transcript is spliced from 4 exons. Gene Ontology annotation, molecular function: hexosyltransferase activity. NCBI's taxonomy places the organism in Eukaryota, Choanoflagellata, Craspedida, Salpingoecidae. Gene Ontology annotation, biological process: glycosphingolipid biosynthetic process.